AUGAGUUUUGGCUUCAGUGUUGGUGAUUUUCUGGCGGUCGUGCAACUAGCAAAUGACUUGGGAGGCCGCUUUGCGCAAGCACCGAGGGAGUACAAAGCUAUCAAGGAGGAGGUCGGGUCUCUUAUUUUUGCACUCAACGGCAUCAGCGGCCUUGAUGAAGAGGAAUUCGAUGACCAACAGAAACAUGGUGUCAACCAAGUCAUCCAGAGCUGUGACAUUGUUCUUCAGGAUCUUGACUCUAGGCUACAAAAAUUCCACAUUUUGGCAAAGGACUCAACUCCAGACUGGACGGGCAGAAUGCGCCAGGCGUGGACAAGGAUCCGAUGGAACCAAGCAGAGAUCAAUCAGUUUCGUUCUCGAAUCGUUUCCAAUAUUUCUCUGCUGAAUCUCAUUGUAGGGAAUACCAAUCAGCAUGGAAUACAAACUCUUAACCAGAGACAAGAAGAUCAUGAACGCGACAAAAUUCUGACUUGGCUGAGUCCAGUGAGCCCAUCAUUACGGCAGAGCGAGGUUUUUAAUUCUCAUCAAAAGGGGACGGGAACUUGGCUGCUGAAAACAGAGGACUUCCAGCGAUGGAUCGGCAGUCAAGAGCAGAUUCUAUUCUGCCCUGGGAUCCCUGGCUCUGGGAAGACAGUCCUUUCAUCAAUCAUCAUUGAUCAUAUAGAGCAAAUGUUUCCCAAUCAAGACGACGUUGUGAUCACAUAUCUGUUUUGUGAUUAUCGGCAGCAACAUACACUUGUUGACCUCUACUCGGCUCUUUUGAGACAAGCUGUACAACGAAAAAGCUCGAUACCCGAGAGAGUCAGAUCAUUUUACAAAAAGUACUCAGCAAAAUCGGCUACUCCUUCGAAGGAUGUGAUCCUCGAUGAAUUGCGAUAUGUGCUCGCUUCGUGCGCAAGAGCCUUUAUCAUAAUCGAUGCACUUGAUGAAUGUCCAAUUUCCGAUGGUAACCAUGCUGUUCGCCAUUCAUUCCUCCGCGAGCUUCUUCGGUUGCAGAAUGAAGAAGGAUUUAAUCUUCUUGCAACUUCCCGACAGGACCAGGAAAUCGCAGCCCACUUCGAGGGCUCUGCUUCUGUGGAAAUACAGGCGAGCAGUGAAGACAUCCAGUUCUAUGUUGACGUCCGUUUGGAUGAUCUUCCGUCUUUUGUUCGAAAAAGAGAGAAAUUGAAAGAGGCAAUCAAGGACAGUAUCACAGAAGCAGCCAAAGAAAUGUUCCUUCUUGCUCGGCUUUAUUUCAAUCUUCUCUUGGAUGAAUCGAACGAAAAAGGGAUUCGAAGAAUGCUUGAAGAGUUCCGCACUGGUUCUCACGCUGGCUCUCAGUCUAAGACUUAUGAUUAUGCCUAUAGUGAGACCAUGAGUAGAAUCGAGCGUCAAGGGGCUAAUGCUUCGGGUCUUGCAAAGAAAACAAUCGGAUGGAUCAUAAACGCCAAAAGAAAUCUGACUACCGCUGAACUCGAGCACGCGCUGGCGAUUGAGCUUGAGACUUCCGAAUUCGACGACACAAAUAUCACGGACAUUGAGCAAUUGACUUCGUAUUGCUGUGGUUUAGUUCUUGUCGACGAACAAACGACCGAAGUAAAGCUUGUCCACUACACCACCCAGAAGUACUUUGAAAACACCCUGAAGAGUUGGUUCCCCGAGGUUCUUGACCAUAUCACGGACUGCUGUUUGACAUACCUCUCAUACGACGUAUUUGAGGAAGAUCGAUUUGAGGAAAAAGAAGAAGUCAAAAAAAUCCCAGAAGAAUACCCAUUUUACUCUUACUCUUCUCUGAACUGGGGACAUCAUUUCCGGGAAGCGCCUGGAGACCGGUCGAUACUCCUAAAAUUCCUUUGGAGUGAAGCGAAAUUAACAGGAUAUGACCGCUGCGGUUUUGAGCCUCUGGAUUGGAAACCCGAUCCUAAAACGAGCGGAAUAAAAGCAGAACAUAUUGCUGCCUUUUUUAACCUGGAUCAUCUGAUGCAAGAGCUACUUGAGACAAGCCCAGACAAUUUGAACAUUCAAGACUCGAGUGAACAUACGCCCUUGUUCAUCGCUGCACGUCACGGGCAUGAAUCAGUGGCCAAGUUGCUUCUGAAUAUGGGCGCCAGGGUUGAUCUCCCAGAUACGGAUGGCAAUUCGCCAUUACAUGCGGCUGCAGAUCAAGGCUCUACGAGGGUAGUCCAGAUGCUCCUGGAUAAAGGCGCCGACAUUGAAAUGAAAAAUUCGAAAAAAGAGACCCCAUUAUACGUCGCCGCAGGCAAGGGCCAUGACAUUGUGGUCACGCGGCUUUUAGACAGAGGCGCUAAUGUCGACGCUAAGGACGAUAAUGACAGGACUGCAUUGCAUGCGGCUUCGCUGGGGGAUCAUGUGGCGAUAGUCGAGGUGCUUCUAAGCAGAGGCGCCAACCUCGAAAGCAAGACGAAGAAUGGUGACGUCCCGUUACAUGAUGCAUCAUUAAACGGCAAUCUGAAAGUCGUCAAACUGUUCUUGGAAAAGGGUGUAAGCCCCGAAAUAGCCAACGACGAAGGCGAAACACCACUACUUAAGGUUUCCGAUUAUCUUCUCUACGAAUUGGUUAACCACGAAGAUCUCGAUGCAACAUUCAAGCUUCUCCUAAACAAGGGUGCCAACACUGAAGCCAAGAGUAAGCAUGGGGAAACUCCACUGCAUCGAACUGCAGAAAGAGGCUGGGAGGCACCGGUGAAGCUUUUAUUAGACUAUGGAGCCAACAUCGAAGCCAGAACCAACGACAGCAUGACCCCAUUACACCUGGCUGCCCAGAAAAAGAGGGUGGAAAUUGUCAGAAUGCUCCUCGACCGUGGAGCUAGAGUUGAUUUCAUGAGUCGAAGCAGACAAACACCAUUGCAUAUCGCAGCCACCACAGGAAAUGAGGCCAUAGUUACAAUGCUGUUAGAUAAGGCCGCCAUCGUCAAUGUCUUUGAUCGAUUUGGGUGCACUCCAUUAUUCUGGUCCUCCUUGAAUGGCCACGAGACCGUGUCAAGGCUGCUCUUAAACAAGGGUGCCAAUCUCAACCCUCCAAGCUCUGGACCCCAACGGUUACCCUCAGCGACCACUGAGGGUGGCCACGAUGUGGCUUUGAAGGCUUUACUCGAAAAAGAGAACAACCCUGAACAAUUCAAUGUUUAUCAUCGAACUGCUUUUCACAUGGCGAGUGCCGGGGGGCACAUAUCGAUGGCAAAACUUUUGCUCUCAGCUGGAGCAAAAGUAGACAUCCCAGAUCGAUAUGGAAGAACUCCAUUGUUUGAUGCUGUCUGUGGAAGCCAUUCAGACAUGGUUCAACUGCUCCUCGGCUUGCCAGAUGUUGACAAAUGCCGUCCCGACAUCUGGGGGCUCACCCCUGCUCUCGAGGCCCAGAGGAGAGGGUUACACGAGAUAAACCGGCUCCUCAAUAGCAAAAAUGUGGAAUCAGGUGUGGAAUCAGGUGUGGAAUCAAGGACAGAAUCAAGUGCGGAACCAAGCGCGGAACCCCAAUCCACGGAACAGAAACGCUCUCGAUUUUGUGAUAUUUGCCUCAGAGGCCUUUUGGAGGGAGAGGAGUACUAUUCGUGUGACUAUUUUCACACAUGCAAAUUCUGCCCCCCUUUGCAGACCAAAAGCUGUCCACUGUGCGGAAAUGAGCUGGUGAAAGCGAUCUACAGACUUCCCACGACCUCAUUCGCGGAACUGUUCGAAUCGUGCGUGUGCAUGUAA
Penicillium daleae is the source of this 3693-nucleotide messenger RNA. Its product is annotated as ankyrin repeat domain-containing protein. Lineage: Eukaryota; Fungi; Ascomycota; Eurotiomycetes; Eurotiales; Aspergillaceae. The transcript has 4 exons. Gene Ontology annotation, molecular function: protein binding. The coding region runs from base 1 to 3693 and encodes 1230 amino acids. The record is from RefSeq and is a predicted model, not a curated record.